AUGAAGUUGUGCAAAGGACAUAAAUACGGUAUUCAAUGUAAAAGUGAAACACAAGGCAUGUCCCCGCGUGUAUCCGUCUGUCGUAAAAGUAAAUGGAGCAAUGAUAAUCUACGAGAAUGUGCACACUCUCGGGUUUGGUUCCAAAACAGACGAACGAAAUGGAGAAAAAAGCACGCCGCAGAAAUGGCAACGGCGAAACGUAAACAGGAGGAGUUGGGUGAAGAGUGUGAUGAACAGGAAUCGCACGAGGCAGAUCAGUGUAGUGAUGAUGAUGAGGCCAAAAGACCACGUCUCGAAGCUCUUCACCUCCACAUGCCGCAUCACCGUCAG
Brenthis ino (lesser marbled fritillary) is the source of this 330-nucleotide messenger RNA. The record is from the annotation of a GenBank genome assembly. NCBI's taxonomy places the organism in Eukaryota, Metazoa, Arthropoda, Insecta, Lepidoptera, Nymphalidae.